AUGCACUGCCUCGCUCCCCACUUCCUCCUCCUCCUCCCACUCCCCUCCUCGGCCCCUCGCCACGCGCUCCCCCAGGCCUCCCCCGCUCCUCUCCUCCUCCCCUCCCACCCAGCCCAAGUCCACGCCGCCCCGGCCCCGCUCCACCUCCCCUCCGCGCGCUCCCCUUCCCGCGCCGCCGCCCCGGUCUCCGACGACGACGAGGACGAGGAAGCCGACGAGGAGGAUGACGACGAGGUAGACAUCCGCGACGCGGACGCGGAAGCGGACGAAGAGUACGACGACGAGGACUACGAGGGGGAGGAGGGCGAUGAGGAGCUGGACGAGGAGAGCGGCGGCGAGGACGAGGAGGAAGGGGACGAUGGGGAAGAGGAGGAUGUGCGGGACGAGAGUGCUGCGCGGAGGCGGAAGUCGGAGGAGUACAAGUAUCAGCGGGUGGGGAAGCUGGUCGCCGAGGUGCGGGAGUUCGGGGAGGAUAUCAUCGAUUACAACGAGCUCGCAGGGAUAUACGACUUCCGCAUUGACAAGUUUCAGCGACUGGCUAUACAAGCAUUUUUAAGAGGCUCAUCUGUCGUAGUUUCUGCACCUACAAGUAGUGGGAAGACACUAAUUGCCGAAGCUGCAGCUGUUGCAACAGUUGCAAGAGGGAGACGCCUCUUCUACACAACACCAUUAAAGGCCUUGUCUAAUCAGAAGUUCCGCGAUUUCCGGAAUACGUUUGGUGAUCAUAAUGUUGGUCUUCUUACAGGAGAUUCUGCUAUUAACAAAGAUGCUCAGAUCCUGAUAAUGACAACAGAGAUUCUGCGUAACAUGCUAUAUCAAAGUGUCGGUAUGACAGCAUCUGAAGGUAGAUUAUUUCAAGUUGAUGUCAUUGUUUUGGAUGAAGUCCAUUAUUUAAGUGACAUUUCGCGUGGCACUGUUUGGGAAGAAACUGUGAUAUAUUGUCCAAAGGAAGUCCAGCUUAUAUGCUUAUCUGCCACUGUUGCAAAUCCUGAUGAAUUAGCUGGCUGGAUCGGUCAGGGUGCCGAAAGGAAGAAAAGAGAAGAGGGAAGAAAGGAAACCACAAACCAGCUAGCUAGCCAUUGUCAUCAAAGACAUCUUGAUUUUCUUUGCAGUGAUGCUUUCUGCAACUAUGUUAAUAAAGUGCAUUGCAUUGCUUCCAGACUUUCAGCAGUAUGGCAGAUCCACGGUAAAACAGAGUUGGUGACAUCAAACAGACGGCCAGUUCCGCUUACUUGGCACUUCUCAAAGAAAUAUGCACUUGUACCACUUCUUGAUGGGAAAGGAAAGAAAAUGAAUAGGAAAUUGCGAAUGUCUCACUUCCAGAACUUAUCUUCCCCAAAAAGUGAAUACUAUUAUGUGAAAGGAAAGAGGAAGCUUAGAACAAAUAAAAAUGAGCAAGGUAACAGAAGCCCUUUGGACAUCUCAAAACAGGUUCAGCUGUCAAAGCAUGAGCUCACCAAUAUGCGUCGGUCUCAAGUUCCAUUAAUACGUGACACUUUAUCGCAACUUUGGGAAAAUGACAUGCUUCCAGCUAUUUGGUUUAUUUUUAGUAGAAGAGGGUGUGAUGCAGCUGUUGAAUAUCUUGAAGAUUGUAGACUUCUGCAUGACUGUGAGGCUAGUGAGGUUGAGCUGGAACUUAAAAGGUUCAGGCUGCAAUACCCUGAUGCUAUCCGGGAAAGUGCCGUGAAAGGACUCCUACGAGGAGUUGCUGCCCAUCAUGCUGGUUGCUUGCCUCUCUGGAAAUCCUUUAUUGAGGAACUAUUUCAGCGUGGCCUUGUUAAAGUAGUCUUCGCUACAGAAACCCUUGCAGCAGGGAUUAACAUGCCUGCGAGAACAGCUGUGAUUUCUUCUCUCAGCAAAAGAAUUGAUGCUGGACGCCAACUCUUAACCCCAAAUGAAUUAUUCCAGAUGGCAGGUCGUGCUGGACGGAGAGGGAUUGAUACAAUUGGACAUUCUGUUCUUGUUCAAACUACUUAUGAAGGGCCUGAAGAUUGUUGCGAUGUUAUCUUUGCUGGACUUGAGCCACUUGUUUCACAAUUUACCGCAUCAUAUGGGAUGGUUUUGAAUCUCCUCGCCGGUUCAAAAGUUACUCAUAAUCAGAAAGAAUCAGAUGAUGUUAAGGUUAAGCGUUCUGGAAGAACUUUAGAAGAAGCUCGAAAGUUAGUUGAGCAAAGCUUUGGUAACUAUGUUGGGAGCAAUGUGAUGGUUGCUGCUAAAGAAGAGCUUGAAAGAAUACAGAAUGAAAUACAGUACCUCUCUUCAGAAAUUACAGAUGAAUCCGUUGACCAAAAGUGUAGAGAAGAAUUAUCAGAGGAAGACUACACUGAGAUUUCUCUUCUUCAAAAGAAACUGAAGGAAGAGAAGCAGAUGAGAAAUGAACUUAAAAAAAGGAUGGAACUAGAAAGAAUGGCUGCAUGGAAAAUUCGGUUGGAAGAAUUUGAAAGUGGUCACCUUCCUUUCAUGUGCUUGCAGUACAAAGACAAAGAUUCAGUGCAGCACACUAUUCCUGCUGUUUUUAUUGGAAGCCUCAGUUCAUUUGCAGAUCAAAAGAUUCUGAGCUUGGUGGAAGGUGAUUCUCUUGUUGCUGGCAAGCAGAAAGUUGACAGUGAAGGACAGCAAUAUUACCCAUCUUAUUACGUGGCCUUGAGUUCAGACAAUUCAUGGUAUCUAUUCACUGAAAAAUGGAUUAAAGCUGUUUACAGGACAGGUCUACCUUCUGUUCCUUCUGCAGAGGGAGAUCCUCUCCCUAGAGAAACCCUGAAGCAGCUCCUUCUGCGUGAAGAUAUGGUGUGGGAUAAAAUCGCAAAAUCAGAAUAUGGUUCUUUGUUGUGCAUGGAUGGAUCUCUGGACACAUGGUCGUGGAGUCUCAAUGUUCCCGUGCUUAAUAGCCUUUCAGAAGAUGAUGAGGUAGAACGAUUCUCCCAUGAACAUCAAGAUGCCGUAGAAUGUUACAAGCAACAGAGGAGGAAGGUUUCACAAUUGAAGAAAACAAUCAGGAGUACUAAGGGCUUCAAAGAAUUUCAAAAGAUCAUUGACAUGAGAAACUUUACAAAAGAAAAGAUCGAACGUUUGGAAGCUAGAUCUCGUCGUUUAACUCGGCGGAUAAGGCAAAUUGAACCAACUGGUUGGAAGGAAUUUUUGCAGAUCAGCAAAAUCAUACAAGAGGCUAGAGCAUUAGAUAUCAAUACUCAAGUAAUCUAUCCGUUGGGUGAGACAGCAGCAGCCAUACGAGGGGAAAAUGAGCUCUGGCUUGCCAUGGUUCUUAGAAACAAGAUCCUUUUGGAUCUGAAGCCUUCUCAGCUUGCAGCAAUAUGUGGAAGUUUAGUAUCAGAAGGGAUCAAACUUCGUCCCUGGAAAAACAGCAGUUAUGUAUAUGAACCAUCUUCUGUUGUUACUGGUGUUAUAAACUACUUAGAAGAGCAGAGAAACUCACUCGUCGAUCUCCAAGAGAAGCACGGUGUGAAGAUACCCUGCGAAAUAGAUGCCCAGUUUGCUGGGAUGGUUGAAGCCUGGGCAUCAGGGUUGACAUGGAGGGAGAUAAUGAUGGACUCGGCAAUGGAUGAUGGAGAUUUAGCCCGUCUGCUCAGACGCACGAUUGAUUUACUAGCCCAGCUUGAUGGUACUACUCUCUCCGGUCCAAAAAACAAGGCGUUUUAGAAUGUGUGAAGGCAACAUGAGUUAGCUUUGACCAUAAAAAUCAUGUACCGAGUAAAAUGAUGUACAUGAAAAAUAAUAUAUUCAAGUUUGUGAUAACAAGGGCUUUUAUAAUAUUACACUUGUAUAACUUUUUAAACUUAAUGAUAAUUAAGU
Oryza brachyantha (malo sina) is the source of this 3810-nucleotide messenger RNA. RefSeq names its product DExH-box ATP-dependent RNA helicase DExH15 chloroplastic. Gene Ontology annotation, biological process: nuclear-transcribed mRNA catabolic process, 3'-5' exonucleolytic nonsense-mediated decay. The coding region runs from base 1 to 3657 and encodes 1218 amino acids. The record is from RefSeq and is a predicted model, not a curated record. NCBI's taxonomy places the organism in Eukaryota, Viridiplantae, Streptophyta, Magnoliopsida, Poales, Poaceae. Gene Ontology annotation, cellular component: Ski complex. The transcript is spliced from 17 exons. Gene Ontology annotation, molecular function: nucleic acid binding; ATP binding; RNA helicase activity.